UGCCUGGCAAUGCUGAUGUUGCUGUGCUUUUGCUGCUGCUGCUGCUGCUUCGCGCAGUCAGUCAGUCUGUGCCAGUGCUCUGCAUCAGCCAGCAGCUGUUAGCGGCGGUAUUCGAUCUCGACGUGAUUUUUAUCUGUGCAUUUCUUUUGUACCAUUGUGGGAAAAUUCGUUUACGUGCCGCCGUCUGUAUUUUUAAAUGGUCCAUUUAUUUAUUUAUUUAGGAACGCUUUGGGUUUUAUUGUUUCGAUAUUAGCAAAAUUUAUUUUCGCCUCGUAAACGGUCCAUCAAAAACAAACAAGUCAAAAUAUCCAGAUAAAUCGAACGUGAACCACAAGAUUGGUUUUGUGCAAGAUCGGAAGCUUUAAUGGUAAACAAUGCUGCACUGUUAAUUGUUGCUGUUGCUGGGUGCAUGAACGUGACCUGGCCCAUGUGCGUGUGGAUUUGUCAUUGGUAUUGCCCGGAAACUGCGAACAGUUGGCAACGCAAUUGCUGAGCCCGUAGAAAUUGGACGUGUGCUGAAGCGCAAUCAUGAAGCGCGACGUUUCCACCUCGACCAUUGGCCGAGAUGAGGCCCGGCGACCGCUUAUGGAGGCCUAUAUGUUUCAGCGGCGUGUGCUGCUCGGCUGCAGCCUGCUGAUGGUCAUCUCGCUGAUUGUUUGGAUUGUGGCCAUCUCGACGGAUCACUGGAUUAUAAUAUCCGGCGGAAACGGCAUCUUCAUACCAGAAUCGCGUCGCUUUUUUAUGAAUUCUCAUUCGGGCUUGUGGCGUCAUUGCCGCAACACAAUUGUCCCGAAUGCACUAAGCAAUGCACAGGUUGUGCGCAACUUUAGCUCCAUGUCAUAUACCUCACAGUCAUAUAUCAACGAUGCCAAACGCAAUCUCACCCACAUGGAGUUCAUCAAGCAGUUUGCUACGGAGAAGCUCGAUGAGUCCGGUAAUUUCACAGAGCCGGCGCGUCGACGCAUGUUUGCGCAUUGGGCGCGCGGCGAGGAGGAGGAGUUCCAAACGUUUCGCAGCGCCUUCCACAAGCUGGUCAUGUCAACAGAGGCGAAUCAGCGUGAAUUUAACUCCACUGCCGUCAAGCCCAUACCCAUCGAUCCGCUCGAUGUGAACGGCAUCAUUAAACGGAAAACAUUCGGCUCGGCGCUGCAGCGUGUCAAAUAUAACAAUACCUGGUCAUACUAUGUAAUACCGGAGGUGGCACAGCAGUCCAUAUUUAGCAACUGGACGGACUAUCCUCUGGUGGUGCGUCUCCUGGGCACCUACAUCCGCGACAUUGGCAUACCCGCUUUUGUACUCAACGAGGAGCGCGUCAUUUUGAUACUGGUGCCACCACUGCCACCCAAGAAAGGUGGACAGACUGCCCACUACAGCUAUAUACCCUAUCCUCGUUGCAAGUACAUUGACAUGUUUCCCAACUCGAACACACUGCGCAAUGAGCCUGGCUUUGAUGAUGAAUUAAUGGAUUAUAUUAGAACGCAGGCAUCCUUUGCCUGCAUUACGUUGUUUGUCAUGAGCCUGGGCGCUGUGUUCUCCUUCUACACGUUCAUGAAUCCGCGCUAUAUGUUUAAACGUUUGGCUGGCGGCAUACAUUUGGUUGCUGCAUCCACAGCGCUUGUCGUGCUACAAGUGUUGUUCUCCUCCAUCGACUACACAAAAGAACAUUUGUUCUAUGCAUAUCCGGAUGAUGCAGAAUUGACCUAUGGCUACGGAGUCUAUUUGGCGUGGUUUACGUUCGUGACUAAUAUUUUAUGCGGUGUUAUGUUCCUCUGGUAUUCUGGUAAGAAAAAAGGCGCUAAGGCCCCCAAUGAUGAGGUUGCCAUGGCGGACGAGCCCACCAUAAUGGGCAGAUAAUAGAGCUAAAUGUACAUCCAUCAAAGACCAAAGCAAUCCACACCAAUCGUUGUUGAUUGGUACUUUCGUUUUACAUUUGUUAUUUGUUAUCUUCUUAAUAAUACACAUGUAUAAUUUCAGUUUUGGUGUAUAACGAUCUAAAGAGCACUGAGAAAUAAAUAAAUCAUUUGUUUACCUGUAA
Messenger RNA from Drosophila grimshawi, 2035 nucleotides. RefSeq lists its product as uncharacterized. The coding region runs from base 529 to 1854 and encodes 441 amino acids. Gene Ontology annotation, cellular component: plasma membrane. The transcript is spliced from 6 exons. The record is from RefSeq and is a predicted model, not a curated record. Lineage: Eukaryota; Metazoa; Arthropoda; Insecta; Diptera; Drosophilidae.